ACCAUUUUUUGCUAAUUAAAACUUUACCUCUUACUCUAUUAAGAACAAGCUUAUGUGGAAAUACAAUGUAAAUGCACAUUCCUCAUAUGGAAAGAGUCGCAUGUGUUUUAACAAAUUGGCCACUAUAUACUUUUAUAUUUUUUAUUUUGUGCUUUAAAAAAAUGGGUCUUAGCCUAACCUGGUAGCAUUUGUACUUAAAAAGGCAUGGAUAAAUCAAUAGUGGUAGAGGUAGAAACGUGGCUGCCUUUAUAGAAAAAAAGCAUAUGUAACUGUACAAUGUUUAAAUUGAGUUAGAAUGUCCUGUUUUCAAGGAAAAGUAUUUUUAAUUUUUUUUUAGAUUUGUUUUUAAUUAAUCUUUUCACAACAAAUUAUCUUUUUUUUACCAAACAAAUUAGUAGAAAAUGGUGCAAGCAGCCAUUUGUUGUGUGUUGUCCCAUUAUUGCAAAUUAUUCACUGGAAAGGUGUUAUUUUCUUCUUGUACUAAAUAAUAUUACUAUUAUAUCUUCAGGUAGUUGUAAUGACCUCCUAUAUAAAAAGUUAUAGAAGACACAGUCCAAACAACAGAAGUAGAAGUCCUUCUCCUCAGGAUUCACGAUAUAGAAAGAGAAAUCGCUCUCGAAGUCGUAGUUAUAGCCCAGACAAAUACAAAAGAUAUGAAGCUAACUCACAGAGUUAUUUCAAGCAAAGUAGAAGUGGAAAUAGAGAUAUGCGAAAUGGUGAUUUAUGGCGGGAUGAGCGAGAAAGCCUAGCCAAACAUGGUGUUUCUUUUGUGUGGGGACUGUCUCCUCAUCCUGCUAAUUAUGAUUCAGAAGAUCACCAGGAUGAUUCUAGUGACACUGAAAUAAAAAAGAGAAAGAAGCAAAAAAAUUCAAAGGAGAAGAAGCACAAGAAAAAGAAAAAACAUUCAAAGAAAUCAAAAAAAAAGAAAAGGAGACACAGUAGUGAAAGUAGUAGUGAGGAAAUCACCAAUGAAAAAAGGGACGAAAAUGAAAAAGAUGAAUGGACAGAGAAAUCGUUAUCUGAAAAUGUUAUAGUUGGACCUCUGCCGGUGUCUAUAUCGGAGGUUCAAGAAACAACUUUAAAAGAUUAUGGUGAGGCUUUGCUGCCUGGAGAAGGAGAAGCUAUGGCACAGUUUGUAAAAGCUGGUAAACGUAUUCCAAGAAGAGGUGAAAUUGGGCUAACUAGCAAUGAAAUUGAAGCAUACGAAGAUGCUGGGUAUGUCAUGAGUGGUAGUAGGCAUAGACGUAUGGAAGCUGUUCGGUUGAGAAAGGAGAAUCAAGUUUAUAGUGCUGAUGAAAAACGAGCAUUAGCAAUGUACAAUAGAGAAGAGAAAGCGAAAAGAGAAAAUAAGGUUUUAGCUGACUUUAGAGAACUUGUACAAACAAAAAAAGGAAAGAAGUGAUACAUUUUUCAAUUUUGUUCUGUAAACAUUUCACGCCAGUCAAAAUUAUUGGCUUGCUGCUUUCCAGGGUUGUUAUUUCCUUUUUUCAGAUAGAAAAUAUAUACCAUUAUACUGUC
This is a messenger RNA of Hydractinia symbiolongicarpus, 1518 nucleotides long. Its product is annotated as NF-kappa-B-activating protein-like. The transcript has a single exon. The record is from RefSeq and is a predicted model, not a curated record. Lineage: Eukaryota; Metazoa; Cnidaria; Hydrozoa; Anthoathecata; Hydractiniidae. Bases 518 to 1402 code for a protein of 294 amino acids. Gene Ontology annotation, cellular component: nucleus. Gene Ontology annotation, biological process: regulation of gene expression. Gene Ontology annotation, molecular function: chromatin binding.